AUGGAAAUUUCGCAGAUGCUGGAGUUAACAGUAACCUCUGAGAUCUAUGAAGAGUAUGAUUACAAAACCAAUAUAAAGCCGAGUAAAAUAGGAAUUAUUAGAAUUGAGCACAGUUCAAAAACUGAAAUAGCAUUAGUUGGUCUCCAAGUAUGGAGAGGUGCUUUUCUACUUGGUGAUUUGCUUAUACAUCUUGGACUUAAAGGAGAAUUAGAAGGUAAAACUAUCCUGGAACUUGGUGCUGGCACUGGAAUUACGAGUUUUGUUGGUGCUAUCUAUGCAAAAAAAGUGAUAUGCACAGACAUUGAUUUGGGAGGUAUACUGGAUUUAAUAAAAUUAAAUGCCAAGUACAAUGGUAAAUUAAUGAAGUCACAAUUCAAAGUUAUGCCCUUGGAUUUUACCGAUACAAGAUGGAGUCAACAACUUUUACAAGAAAUCCGUAAUGUUGAUAUUGUUGUCGCAGCUGAUGUCAUCUACGACGAUGACGUCACUGCGGCGUUUAUUUCCACCGUGCAAAAGAUCAUGAAUACGAAUCCUCCGAAGGUUUUGUACAUCGUCAUGGAGAAGCGGUACGUGUUCACUAUCGAGCACCUAGAUGCGGUGGCGCCCUGCUACGAAACAUUCCUCGCGCUGCUCGAGAGGGCGAAGACAGAUGAUGCCCAUUCCAAUUGGACUGUCGAACAGCUCCCGCUGGAUUUCCCGAAAUAUUUCACAUACGAACGCGUGAAAGAACUAGUCUUGUGGAGGGUAUCGUCGAGCGUAGUC
Iphiclides podalirius (scarce swallowtail) is the source of this 762-nucleotide messenger RNA. NCBI's taxonomy places the organism in Eukaryota, Metazoa, Arthropoda, Insecta, Lepidoptera, Papilionidae. The record is from the annotation of a GenBank genome assembly.